AUGACAGGUUCACAAAUCAAUCAAUCGGUUGAAUCAGCAAACUAUAGGCAAAACUGGUCAGCUAACAAAGGCCCGGAGGAAAAUCAUGAGCGCUGUACGUGGUUGCCGGUCUCCAGAAAAGGAGAUGUAACCGUGGCGAUGUCAGGGAUGAGGGAGAACAAUUAUGUGGUAGAGGCUGAUUAG
Acaulospora morrowiae is the source of this 183-nucleotide messenger RNA. Lineage: Eukaryota; Fungi; Glomeromycota; Glomeromycetes; Diversisporales; Acaulosporaceae. The record is from the annotation of a GenBank genome assembly.